AUGGCUUUCGAAAGGUUAGCUCAGUUCUACCGAUCGUGCUUGUUUCAGAUCAUCAUCGUGGGACUGGUCGCCUUUUGUGAACCUGGCAUCUGGACAGCCCUGAACAAUCUCGGAGCAGGAGGCAAUGCCAAACCUUUCCUGAACAAUGCUGCCAAUGCCUUGACCUAUGGACUCAUGUCAGUCGGCUGUUUUCUUGCUGGCGGUGUCACCAACAAAAUCACGGCGAAAUGGACUUUGUUCCUCGGAGCAGCAUUUUACACCCCUUAUGCCGCUGGUCUAUACUGCAACAACCGUUAUGGAAAUGAAUGGUUUCUCUUGCUUGGAGCUGCUCUAUGUGGUAUUGGUGCAUCUCUCCUAUGGGCCAGUGAGGCUGCCAUUGCGGUGGGAUAUCCGGAGCAGGAAAGAAGAGGACGAUACGUUGCAAUUUGGAUGGGUAUCCGGCAGAUGGGACCGCUCGUUGGCGGUGCAAUCUCACUCGCCCUCAACGUCAACACUUCUCACGUCGGCAAGGUCACCUACACAACAUACCUUGGGCUUGUCGCGAUUUCUUCGCUCGGAGCUCCAUUUUCCUUGCUGCUAUCACAGCCACAGAAUGUCGUCCGACGAAAUGGCACUAAAAUACCGUACAUGAAGAAGACGAGUCUCAGCAUUGAGUCUCGGGCUAUCUGGAAGCAACUUACAAAUAAGUAUAUGCUGCUACUGAUUCCAGUUUUCCUCGCGGGACAGUUUGGUACCACUUACCAAGGAAACUAUUUGACAACAUAUUUCACCGUCCGCUCUAGGGCCCUCGCAUCAUUCCUAACAGCCGUGGUUGGGGCCACGGCUAAUGUGACGACAGGUAUUAUCCUGGAUCUCAAGUACUUUUCCCGAGAGACCAGGUCAAAAUUAGUGUACCUUUUUGUCCUCACCUUCGUGACGGCAGCUUGGACAUGGUGUGCUGUCAUUCAGACAAAGCUCUCCCGCAUGGCAGACCCACCUGCCUUUGAUCUUGGGGGUGGUCACUUCUUCAACUCGGCCUUUACCGUCUACAUGUUCUUCAAGUUCUUCUAUGAGGUGCUGCAGACCUAUAUCUAUUGGUUGAUGGCCGAGAUCAAGGGAGCACAAGGGGAAGGUGAUAUUGCUAGAACUACGGGCAUCCUCAGAUCAUGGGAGUCUAUCGGUAGCACGAUUGCCUAUGCAGUUGGUGCAACCCACUGGCCCAACCAGAACCAGAUGAUAUUAGGAUUCUCACUUUGGGCUUUCACGAUACCCUUCACAUGUCUUGCAGUUUUCGGCAACUGGAAUCAGCCUGAUACGAUUGAGGUGGCGGAGCAAACGGAUAGUAGUAGCCUCGAGGCACAGAGAGUGGUUAUUAGUCCUCAAGGAAAGGACUGA
Penicillium subrubescens is the source of this 1374-nucleotide messenger RNA. RefSeq lists its product as uncharacterized. Bases 1 to 1374 code for a protein of 457 amino acids. The transcript is spliced from 4 exons. NCBI's taxonomy places the organism in Eukaryota, Fungi, Ascomycota, Eurotiomycetes, Eurotiales, Aspergillaceae. The record is from RefSeq and is a predicted model, not a curated record.